This is a messenger RNA of Callorhinchus milii (elephant shark), 263 nucleotides long. Its product is annotated as scavenger receptor cysteine-rich type 1 protein M130-like. The annotation marks the transcript as partial. Gene Ontology annotation, cellular component: membrane. The transcript has 2 exons. NCBI's taxonomy places the organism in Eukaryota, Metazoa, Chordata, Chondrichthyes, Chimaeriformes, Callorhinchidae. The record is from RefSeq and is a predicted model, not a curated record.
UAAUACUUCUGGAGAGAAAGACUGUGGAAUCUGCAGAGAGUGUGAGGCUGGUGAAUGGCGGCAGCCGAUGUGCCGGGACAGUGGAGGUUUACCACGAUGGACAGUGGGGCACAGUGUAUGGCUAUGGCUCUGGUGACUCUGGUUGGGAUAUGCUGGACGCGGCUGUGGUGUGUAAGGAGUUGGGCUGUGGAGCCGCGCUGUCAGCCUCAGGAGACGCUCACUUUGGGAUGGGCUCUGGUCACAUUAUAACGUAUAAUGUUCGG